This is a messenger RNA of Cynara cardunculus var. scolymus (artichoke), 1470 nucleotides long. RefSeq names its product serine/threonine-protein kinase AGC1-7-like. The record is from RefSeq and is a predicted model, not a curated record. Gene Ontology annotation, cellular component: plasma membrane; nucleus; cytoplasm. Gene Ontology annotation, molecular function: protein serine/threonine kinase activity; ATP binding. Bases 73 to 1470 code for a protein of 465 amino acids. Gene Ontology annotation, biological process: protein phosphorylation. NCBI's taxonomy places the organism in Eukaryota, Viridiplantae, Streptophyta, Magnoliopsida, Asterales, Asteraceae. The transcript is spliced from 4 exons.
CUCUCAUCGACCAAUAGCGAUUGAUCAUAUCUUCAUCAGAAACCCUUUUUAUGUUCCAGGAAUAUAACAGAUAUGAACCACCAUUAUAAUACGAAUCAUCCCACUAGAGGACGAGGCCAUCAAAACGAUAAUAAUUUGCACAAUGAUAGCCAUGAAAGCUCAUCGUCGUCAUCAUCAUCAAAUGUUGCACCAUCUUUUAGACCCCACACAGGUGGUGAUGUCCGAUGGGAAGCCAUCAAUUCAGUUAUUUCACGAGAUCGAGAAAUCGGGCUCAGCCAUUUCAAACUGUUGAAAAGACUUGGAUAUGGAGAUAUUGGAAGUGUGUAUCUAGUGGAGCUAAGAGGAACAAACGCCUUCUUUGCAAUGAAAGUUAUGGACAAGGCUUCUUUAGCCAGUCGAAACAAGCUGCUUCGAGCUCAGACCGAAAGAGAGAUUUUGGGUCUUCUUGACCACCCAUUUUUACCAACUCUAUAUUCUUACUUUGAAACCGAUAAAUUUUAUUGCUUGGUUAUGGAAUUUUGCAGUGGAGGCAAUCUCCAUACUCUUAGACAGAAGCAACCCAACAAACAUUUUACCGAGGAUGCAACUAGGUUCUUCGCUUCAGAAAUACUGUUGGCACUCGAAUACCUGCACAUGCUAGGGAUCGUGUACAGGGAUCUAAAGCCAGAAAACGUACUUGUUAGAGAUGAAGGUCAUAUCAUGCUUUCCGAUUUUGACCUUUCACUCCGUUGUUCUGUCAACCCAACUCUUGUCAAGUCUUCAUCGGUUCAUAGCGGCAACCAUCUUGGAGGAGGCGGUAGUGGUAUGAUGGACGAUGACAAUGUGCCCGUGCAGACUAGCAAUCAAGCGUCAAACUUUUUUCCAAGGAUCUUGCCUUCAAAGAAGAACCGCAAAUCCAAAUCAGAUUUCGGCCUCUUUGUGGGAGGUUCCCUUCCGGAGCUAAUGGCGGAGCCCACUAACGUGCGCUCAAUGUCGUUUGUGGGGACCCACGAAUAUUUAGCUCCCGAGAUCAUUCGUGGCGAAGGUCAUGGGAGUGCAGUGGAUUGGUGGACUUUUGGUAUAUUUUUGUAUGAAUUACUACAUGGAACAACCCCAUUCAAAGGGCAAGGAAAUCGGGCAACACUGUUUAACGUAGUGGGGCAACCGUUAAGGUUUCCGGAUAGUCCGCAGGUCAGUCAUAUGGCUCGGGAUCUGAUAAAGGGACUGCUAGUGAAGGAGCCGCAAAAGAGAAUCGCGUACAGAAGAGGUGCAACAGAGAUCAAACAACAUCCAUUUUUUGAGGGUGUGAAUUGGGCGCUUGUGAGGAGCGCACAUCCUCCACAUGUACCUGAUCCUAUCGAUUUCAGCCAAUUUGCGAGCAAAGACUCUACGGGAAGCCACUCGUCCGAAAAGAAGGUGUCUGGAAAUGGAGGUGGAAGCACAAAGAGUAGUUCUACUGACCCUUCUUAUACAAACUUUGAGUACUUUUAG